Mus caroli (Ryukyu mouse) is the source of this 2115-nucleotide messenger RNA. Lineage: Eukaryota; Metazoa; Chordata; Mammalia; Rodentia; Muridae. The record is from RefSeq and is a predicted model, not a curated record.
AUGGAGAAGAAUGCAGUGACUUAUGAGGACGUGCAUGUGAACUUCACUCAAGAGGAGUGGGCUUUGCUGGAUCCUUCUCAGAAGAAGCUGUACAAAGAUGUCAUGUUGGAGACCUACAGGAAUCUCAGUGCUUUAGGCUUUAGUUGGGAAGCCCAAAAUAUUGAAGAACAUUGUCAAAGUUCUAGAAGACACAGAAGGUGUGAAAGGAGUCAGAGUGCAGAGAAACCCUCUGAAUAUACUCAACGUGGUAAAGGGUUUGCUUUACAUGCUCACAGUCAUGCCCAAAGGCAUGAAAGGAUUCAUACAGAAAAGAUCCCCUCUGAAGUUAUUCACUGUGUCGAAGACUUUUUACCUUACACAAGUCUCCAAGUACAUAAAAGAACACAAACUAGACAGACACCCUAUGAAUGUAAACAAUGUGGUAAAGGAUUUGCAAUGCCCAGUCGUCUUAAAAGGCAUGAAAGAUUUCAUACUGGAGAGAAACCCUACAAAUGUAAUGAAUGUGACAAAGCCUUUUCAGAGAAAGGUAGUCUCCAAAUACAUAUAAGGAUACAUACUGGAGAAAAACCCUACAAAUGUAAUCAAUGUGAUAAAGCCUUUUCCCAUAAACAGAGUCUCCAAAUACAUAUAAGGAUACAUACUGGAGAAAAACCCUUCAAAUGUAAUCAAUGUGAUAAGGCCUUUUCAACACACAGUUCUCUUCAAACUCAUAGAAGAUCACAUACUGGAAGGAAACCCUUCAAAUGUAAUCAAUGUGAUAAAGCCUUUUCCCGUAAACAUUGCCUGCAAACACAUAUAAGGAUACAUACUGGAGAAAAACCCUUCAAAUGUAAUGAAUGUGAUAAAGCCUUUUCACAAGACAGUACUCUUCAAACUCAUAGAAGAACACAUACGGGAGAGAAACCCUUCAAAUGUAAUCAAUGUGAUAAAGCCUUUUCUGUUAAACAUAGUCUCCAAACCCACAUAGGAAUACAUACUGGAGAAAAACCCUACAAAUGUAAUAUAUGUGAUAAAGCCUUUUUACAACACUUUCAACUUCAAAAUCAUAUAAGAACACAUACUAGAGAGAUGCCUUACAAAUGUAAUCUAUGUGAGAAAGCCUUUUCACGACACAGAAAUCUUCAAAUUCAUAGAAGAAAACAUACUGGAGAGAAACCCUACAAAUGUAAUGAAUGUGAUAAAGCCUUUUCACAACACAGUACUCUUCAAACUCAUAAAAGAACACAUACCGGAGAGAAACCCUUCAAAUGUAAUGAAUGUGAUAAAGCCUUUUCACGACACAGUACUCUUCAAGUUCAUAGAAGAACACAUACUGGAGAGAAACCCUUCAAAUGUAAUGAAUGUGAUAAAACCUUUUCAAAACACAGUACUCUUCAAACUCAUAGAAGAACACAUACUGGAGCGAAACCCUUCCAAUGUAAUGAAUGUGAAAAAGCCUUUUCCCAGCAUUAUAAUCUACAAAUUCAUAAGAGAAGACAUACUACAGAGAAACCUUACAAGUGUAUUCAGUGUGUGUAAGUCUUUUCAAAACAUGGUCAUCUUCAAAAGAAUAAAAGAAUCCACGCUGGAGAAAAAAGCUACGAAGGAAAUGGAUGUGAGCAACCUUUUUACAACGCCAUCAUUUCUGAAUGUAUAAGUGAACAUACUGAAGAGAAAGACUGUGAAUGUGAUCAUAGUCUUAAUCAUCAUGAACAUAUUUGUAGGGGCCAGAAUCCUUCUGAGUAUAAGCAAUGUGGUAAAACCUAUGCUGGGCAGUUAUCUCCUAGUGUGUGUGUGUGUGUGUGUGUGUGUGUGUGUGUGUGUGUGAGAGAGAGAGAGAGAGAGAGAGAGAGAGAGAGAGAGAGAGAGAGAGACCUUAUAAAUAUACACAAUGUGGUAAACCUUUGCAUAUAACAGUUAUCUUUGAAUACAUAAAAGAGCACAUGAUAUAUCUCAGAAUACAUAAAAGAAGACACUGGAGAGUGAAACUGUGUGUGAAUAAUGUGGUAAGAAAUUUGCAGUUGACAUUGAUAUUUAUCUCAUAAUGUAUAAAUUAACACAGACUUGUAAGAAACCUCAUGAAAGCCGGGGUGGUUGCGCACACCUUUAAUCCCAGCACUCAGGAGGCAGAGGGAG